This is a messenger RNA of Marmota flaviventris (yellow-bellied marmot), 924 nucleotides long. Its product is annotated as olfactory receptor 7A5-like. The record is from RefSeq and is a predicted model, not a curated record. Lineage: Eukaryota; Metazoa; Chordata; Mammalia; Rodentia; Sciuridae. Gene Ontology annotation, cellular component: membrane. Gene Ontology annotation, molecular function: olfactory receptor activity; G protein-coupled receptor activity. Gene Ontology annotation, biological process: G protein-coupled receptor signaling pathway.
CAAGGGAAUGGUACACACAUUUCAGAAUUCCAUCUUCUGGGAUUUUCAGAGCAACCUGGAUGGCAACCCUUCCUCUUUGGGAUUUUCCUCUCCAUGUACCUGAUCACUGUGUGUGGGAACCUGCUCAUCAUCCUGGCCAUCACCUUGGACUCCCACCUGCACACACCCAUGUACUUCUUCCUCAGCAACCUGUCUUUUUCUGACAUCUGUAUCACCUCCACCACUGUCCCCAAGAUGCUGGUGAACCUGCAGACACAGAGCCAGGCCAUAAGCUUUGAAGGCUGCAUCAUGCAGAUGCACUUUUUCAUAGUCUUUGCCAGUUUGGAAAACUUCCUCCUGGCCGUGAUGGCCUAUGACCGCUUUGUGGCCAUCUGUCACCCCCUGCACUACACAGUCAUCAUGAACCCCCAGCUCUGCAUGUUGAUGGUUGUGGUGUGCUGGAUCCUGAGUGUCUUGCAUGCCCUUUUACAAAGCUUAAUGGUGUUGCGACUGUCCUUCUGCACAGACUUGGAAAUCCCCCACUUUUUCUGUGAACUUAAUCAGGUGGUCCAACUUGCCUGUUCUGACACUUCUCCUAAUGACAUGGUGAUGUACUUUACAUCUGUGCUGCUGGGAGGUGGCCCCCUCGCUGGCAUCCUUUACUCUUAUUCCAAGAUCGUCUCCUCCAUCCGUGCAAUCUCAUCAGCUCAGGGGAAGUACAAAGCCUUCUCCACCUGUGCAUCUCACCUCUCCGUGGUCUCCUUGUUCUAUUUUACAAUCCUAGGAGUGUACUUCAGUGCUGCUGCAACCCAUAAUUCACACUCAAGUGCAACAGCCUCGGUGAUGUACAGCGUGGUCACCCCCAUGCUGAACCCCUACAUCUACAGUCUGAGGAACAAGGACAUCAAGAGUGCUCUAAGAAGAUACCCCCCAGGGAAACUGUAA